UCUAUUAAUUUAUUUUCCUGUAAAACUACAAAGAAAAUGUUUGGAAAUAUUAAAAGAAUUUUUAGUGAUGUGAGACUGACUUUAAAAUAUUUCCCAACUAAAGAAUAACCAAACAAGAUACUAAGAACUUACAAACUGUUAUCACAUGGGUUUAUUAUAAAAAAUUCAGUUAAUUGCAUCACGUUGUUAAUCAAUAACUUGACGAAAAAGUGAUGAAGUAAAGCUAACUAUCAGAAAAAAAAAUAAAAAAAAAACAAGAUAUUAAAAACUAUUAGUUAAAAUAUUAAUUUUUUGUAACACGAAACUAAAUAACUAACAAUGAGCGAAAUUAAAAAUAUUGAUGAAGAUCAUGAAGAUAGUAUGGAGCCGGGAGAAUUAAAAGUAACGCCGCCAGGCACACCAACGCUUAAUUCGGAUGAGCCUUUAAAGGGAAAUGACGAUAAGGGAAAAAAUGAUGGCGGUAAUGAACAAAUUAAAAGUGAAAAUGGUAAAUCUCUUUCGUCCUUGGAAAUCUUAAAAACAUAUCAGGAUCAAGAAGAUGAUCGUUACAUGUCGGUUCCAGAUAUGCCUAAUAAUGCAUUUUUUGAUGGAAAUUUUGCUAUUCCCCAUUCUGGACCGAUGAUUAUGGCUCCACGUGGUUUUCCUUUAUUUAGGGGAGUAAACAGAGGUGUUAGUGUCAAAGCGCGUUUAGGUUUUAGAGGAGCACAUCGUGGUGCAUUUUUUCCUGGAAGGGGUCGUGGUUUUGUAAGAAGAAAUUCAAUGGAACUUCGAGAUUUAAAUCAAGAAGUUAAGCCACAUUUUAAAAUUAAGCUAAUGUACACGAAAACCAAACCAUCAUUAUCUUGGCAUCCAAAUCCAAAUUAUACUACAAUACAAAAACUGGACCUUUCUAAAACCAAGGCAUUCGAUAAAACUAAGUCAAGUGAUUCAAAAGUAGAAGAAAAAAGCCCUAUCGUUGCAGAUAAGAAAAAAUAUCAAAAUGAUGACAAUGAAAACCGAUCUUCAAAAGUCCGAGACAAAAAAAGUUUAAAUUAUUCAACCGAAAAAGAUAAGUCGAAAGAAUCAAAAUCAAAGAAAAAAGAUGUCAAAGAAAGAAAAGAAUUGAAGAAAAAACACCGUACUGAUAGUAAAGACCGGGAUAAAGAUGAAAAAAGAAAAGAAAAAGAUUACAUCAGGAAAAAAUCCGAUAAAGACGAAAAUGAAAAAUCUUGUAAUGAGCGAAAAAAUGAAAAACCUAACAAGAAA
This is a messenger RNA of Condylostylus longicornis, 1245 nucleotides long. RefSeq lists its product as uncharacterized. The transcript has 4 exons. The record is from RefSeq and is a predicted model, not a curated record. NCBI's taxonomy places the organism in Eukaryota, Metazoa, Arthropoda, Insecta, Diptera, Dolichopodidae. The annotation marks the transcript as partial.